CUCAUGACUUCAUUGGUACGUGGAGGAAUCAAGAUGAUUGAUCAGUUCAUCAACUUUGUAAUUCGCCCUCCUAGGGCUGAGUAUGAUCCUGAUCAGUAUUUAUGGGAGAAGGAUUUUAGCAUCGGUGGCACCAAGUGUAAAAGACAAGACUUGGAGGCAAGGGUCACACCUUGCGUUGCAGUCACUACAUCCCCGCUUCUUCUUUGGAGGAUAAUCCUCUCCCAUGUGUUAUAUACUGCCAUGAAGAACCUGAUUCGUUUGUUUUGGAAUCUGAUCAGUGGAUGCAGGGCAGAUGCAAAUGAGGCAGCUAUGGUUCUUCUUCCAUCUAACAUUACUGUUUUCACACUUGACUUCUCGGGGUCAGGCUUAUCUGAUGGUGAUUAUGUGAGCCUUGGCUGGCAUGAGAAAGAUGAUCUCAAGACUGUGGUAUCUUACCUGAGAAGCAGCGAUCAGGUGUCUCGUAUUGGACUUUGGGGACGAUCUAUGGGUGCAGUCACCAGCCUUCUUUAUGGAGCAGAAGAUCCAUCAAUUGCAGGAAUGGUCUUAGACAGUGCAUUCUCAAACUUAUUUGAUCUGAUGAUGGAACUAGUGGAUGUCUACAAAAUUCGACUUCCGAAAUUCACAGUUAAAGUGGCUGUGCAGUACAUGCGGCGAGUGAUUCAGAAAAAGGCGAAGUUUAAUAUCAUGGAUCUCAAUUGUCUCAAGGUUUCACCCAAGACUUUUAUUCCAGCUUUAUUUGGGCAUGCAAGUGGAGACAAAUUCAUCCAACCUCAUCACUCUGACCUCAUUCUCAAGUGCUAUGCGGGAGACAAAAAUAUCAUCAAGUUUGAUGGUGAUCACAAUUCUUCGCGGCCGCAAUUUUAUUAUGAUUCGGUGUUAUUAUUCUUCUACAAUGUUCUACGCCCGCCUCAGACUUCUUCAGCUUGCUCAUCUAAACUUGAAAGUUAUUACAAUUUGGGAGAUAUUGAUAGUGCUGCUGCUUUGGACGAGAGUUUUCUGUAUGAGAUCAUCUCUGGUCUUCGUUCGGCAUGUAUCGAUGUUGGAAGUUCGUCUUCUGCACCUCCUGCCUCUCUAACGACAAAGCCAACGAAUGAGCUCCUUUUAGAAGCCACCAUGCCCCUCACGGAUACUGACGAGGUGCUUGUAGAAGAUAAUGAUCACAACAUGGAUGACCUUGAAAACAUCGAGGGGAAGCUUGUUGAUCAGUUUGAAGAAGGAUGUUCAUUUACAAGCUCUAACAGGGAAAGCUGGGGCAGAUGCUCUUCACUAGGAGGCACUGAAGAAAAUGAAAGCUUGACCGCUUGCGAGGGUGAUCAGGUCGAGAAAACUGCUGUUGAAAACGCAGAAGAAAAGCCAGCAGACUCUACUAAACAAGGAGAAGAAGAAGAGCAGAAGGAGAAGAACAUUAAGAAAGGAGGUGAAACAAAUGCAAAGAAGCCUAAACGCGAGAAACUGGAAAGGCUCGAGGCCUUUACCAAAAGAUUGCGGCUUGGCAUCAUAAAGCGAGUAAACCAUGUAAGACAUCAUCGUUCGCAACCUUGA
Thlaspi arvense is the source of this 1542-nucleotide messenger RNA. NCBI's taxonomy places the organism in Eukaryota, Viridiplantae, Streptophyta, Magnoliopsida, Brassicales, Brassicaceae. The record is from the annotation of a GenBank genome assembly.